UAAUCUUCCAUAAAGUUGUAUACCCUUGUUGGUCGUCGUUAAUUUCUAAUCUGCAAGCUUAUUAAAAAACUAUGCAAAGUCAACUGAAGAAAGAUUCGUGUGGAACAAUGGAGAGGGAGAGAGCAGUGAACUGGAGUGAGCUUCCGACGGAGAUAUUGUCAAUGAUUGGAAACAGCCUCGAUCCUCCAGUGGACUUUCUCCGAUUCCGCAGCAUCUGCAAUUCAUGGCGUUCAUCUAUCACUCGCUUCCAUCCGAUUUGUCUUCCCUCACCUCUCAAAUUCCCAUGUCCAUUCGGCACCGGACAAGACGCUUUUCUCUCGGAAACGACCAUAUACCGUAUCAAACCACCACCGUCCAACGACGACCACAAUUCAAAUCUUUCAAAGUCGUGUUUGGUUAAAUUCGAUGAGACUGAACCCGGUAACCAUCCUUACUGGAUCCGCCAAAUCAUCAUCAACAACAGCAACAACAACGUCCCACAAAUUCUGAGUAUGUUGGACUUCCCGAUUGUGAAGAUAGGCAAAUCCAAUAGACUCAACUAUCUGAAUUUCAGUUCCUCCAUUAUUGGGGUUAGUAAAGUAAUUCGGUACCCCGAUAAUACAUCUUUGGCUUAUUCGGAAGAUUGUUCAAUUUUCAUUAUUUAUGAUGGUGGCAAAUUGGGUUUUGCCAAGUAUGGGGAUCAGAGCCCAACACUUGUUGACGAUCGGAUUACCGAUUAUAACGAUCUGAUUGUGUACAAAGGGCAAUUGUAUGUUGUGGACAAGUGCGGAACAGUUUGGUGGAUACAAUUUCCAUCUUUGAAGCUGACCCAAUUUUCGCCUCCUCUGUUGGGUUCCGGUGAUCGGAAGCACUUAGUGGAGUCAUGUGGAGAGCUUUAUGUGGUUGAUAGGUACCUUGAUAAUAACCAAAGCCAAGGUCAGGAUCCUAAUCAUCAUCGUCGUAUUACAAUUCAUCGUCGGCGUCAAGGUCCUCUUCUUCGGAGAAUCAACACAGAGAUCAGGGGUGAUUUAGCUUGGGGAAAGACGGUAGAUUUCAAGGUUUAUAAGCUAGAUGAAACUUGGGGCAAAUGGGUGGAGGUGACAGACUUGGGUGAUCAAGCUUUUAUAUUGGGCGGUGACAUAUCUUUUUCUGUCUCCGUUUCUGAUUUCGAUGCGUGCAAAGGGAAUUGCAUAUAUUUCAAAGAUAGAUAUGACUGCAGUUUAUUUUCAUUUGAUCAGGAUGGUUGUGUCUUUAACUUGGUCGAUCGGAGCAUUGAUAAAUAUCGUUGGUCGUGGCCUCUUUGCUUCUCUAAUCUGCAUCUCAACAGAAAGCUAUGGAUUUUGGACUGCUCCAAUCCUCCGAUAAUUGAACCAGUCACUUCCAUGGAAUCAGUCAGUGCCACUUGCCAAUUGCCAAGUUAAAACCAUUAACUGAAUGACUGAGAUGUGUUUUUGGAUUUCAGUUUGACAGUGUUUUACGUAAUCUAUAAUUCAAAAUGAAUGUUUGAAUUUUACUAAAUAACGGUCUUUUUUUUUUCUUUUUUCUUUUUUUUCUUUUUUUCCCCCCUUAGAAAUUUAGUUAUUUGGAAAUGGUACAAUAUGUAGAGUGACAUCGGGGAUGUAUCUCUUUUUCUUUUUUCUUUUUAAGUUGAUUUUCUUGGUGUUGUCCUUGUUUUUCUUUUUGUAAUAAGAAACUGCAUCAAUUGCAUAAAAAGGGCCCUUAAAAACGGGGUUUGGUAAUAGGCAACUUGAUGUUGUAUGUGAGAAUGAAGUCUUGCUAUUAUACGUGGUAACACAUUAAUCCAACUAUUUACCAUGUGGAUUAUGGAUAUAUAUAUAUAUAUAUAUAAAUAAAGGUUAACAAAUUCUCUUUUUCAAGGUUAGAUUAUAUAAUAAAAAAUAUCUA
Molecule: messenger RNA, 1884 nt
Organism: Ziziphus jujuba (common jujube)
Lineage: Eukaryota; Viridiplantae; Streptophyta; Magnoliopsida; Rosales; Rhamnaceae
Product: F-box protein At2g26160-like
Exons: 1
Coding region: 72-1400 (442 amino acids)
Molecular function (GO): protein binding
Source: RefSeq, a predicted model, not a curated record